UUCCCAUUCUCUACCUUCUCAAGGAUCGCUGACACGCUUAAUCUGCAUUGUUCUUAAUCUGCAUUGUCCACUUUUCAUUUGUUUAUGCGUCACGAGGCACCGCCCUCUGCCACGGCACGUGCUCACGUGCCUCGGGCUUUAGUUUAUUCCUUGCUGUCUGUUUCAGUGCCAGAUCUUGUUAAAUUUGAUUAGAUUGGGGUGUGUGUGUGUGUUUUUCCUUUCUAACUGAUGUUCAGUAGCUAAUCAGCUAUAUAAUUAAACCCGGAAGUAAAAGUUAGGACCACUCGUGGAUGGAGAUGGCUAUUGGAAUGGAAGGAAAGCAGCUAGCAGUAGAAGCAGCAGCAGCCCGACAAUAAAUGGUCAGAAAUCUAAGGAAAAUUUCCUUUUUUGCUAACUGUUCCUCUGAUGCCUUGCAACUGAACAGAGCUAUGAGAUUGGAAAGUGUGAGUGCAAAGGGCGAUCGGAGAUUCUCCUUUAGAAUAGCUAGAAAUUCGCCUACAUACAAUAAUAGAUUGAGGUGAGGUUUUGGUUCUUAGUAGGAGAAGAAAAGAGAGAGAUAGAGAAGAAAUGGUGGGCUCGGGACGAGGGGACAGUAGGAGCAAGGAGGCAAUUGGGGUGAUGGCUCUGCAUGAAGCUCUCAGGAACGUCUGCCUCAGCUCGGAUUGGACUUACUCUGUUUUCUGGACUAUACGCCCACGCCCGAGGAGUAGAAGUGGCAAUGUCUGCAAGGUGGUGGGAGACGACAAUGGCAGCCUGAUGUUAAUGUGGGAAGAUGGAUUUUGUCAGACAAGUGCAGCCGGGUGCGUGGACGGGGAGGAUCCUGUGAGGAAGGCCUUCAGCAAAAUGUCCAUUCAACUCUACAACUAUGGAGAAGGCUUGAUGGGGAAGGUUGCUUCUGAUAAGUGUCACAAAUGGGUGUUCAAGGAACCUUCGGAUCAAUGCGAGGCCAGCAUAACCAGCUACUGGCAGAGCUCCUUUGAUGCUCUUCCACCAGAAUGGACCGAUCAAUUUGCCUCUGGCAUUCAGACUAUAGCUGUGAUCCAAGUAGGCCAUGGUCUCCUCCAACUUGGUUCCUGCAAGAUAAUAGCAGAGGACCUGCAUUUCGUGUUGAGAAUGAGGCACAUGUUUGAAUCGCUCGGGCACCAGUCCAGCUUCUUCCUCUCUCAGCUCUACUCCUCCAGGAACAGCAGCGCUACUUCCUCUGUUGCAUUCAAUCAAAUGCCUGCUCCGAAUCCACCGUCGCUCUACAACUGGAGCCACUCUGCCUCUCUGAAUUCUCCCGCAAUUUACCAACCUUCUCCCCAUGGAGGAUUUCCUAACAACAAGGACGCUACCCGCCUCUUCCUCCCUCGCUCUGCAGGAGCUCAACUGGAAGAGCCGGAUCCAGACCUGCGCUGGCCCAAUGGCCUCUCCUUCUUUUCUGCUCUCACAGGAAGACCAGACGACGCCAAGAUUCUAUUUAACUCCGAGGUGAUGGGAGAGAAGAUUCAGCAUGCUUCUGUGAGCCUUUAUGGCAACGGUGAGGAGGGGAAGGGUGUUCUCGAUACUUCAAGUGUCCAUGGCAAUGGAGGUGAGGCUGUGCUUGGUGUGGAUAACACAGAGGACUUCUUGAGUUUGGAGAGCCACUCCAGCAGAACCAGGAAAAUGGAGAAUAUGAUGGAGAACUACUUGAACUAGUUGACUGUUCUGAGAUUGUUUUGUCUCCUGUUACGAUUAAGCCAUCUUAGUUUGAUCAAAUUUGCUCUUCGCUGUCAUCA
Molecule: messenger RNA, 1757 nt
Organism: Zingiber officinale
Lineage: Eukaryota; Viridiplantae; Streptophyta; Magnoliopsida; Zingiberales; Zingiberaceae
Product: protein RICE SALT SENSITIVE 3-like
Exons: 7
Coding region: 568-1677 (369 amino acids)
Source: RefSeq, a predicted model, not a curated record